AUGGACACUACUGCUGAUCCAGUCGACUGCGAUUCUCGGAUGAGAGAAAGGCCGCCCCGCACGACCAAGUACGACGAGGUGAAGCCGCGGAAACGUCGAGGCGGUCCUGACUCGCAACAUCAUGCCUCUAAGAGAACCAAGACUCAGAGCCAAGAGGCUCCGAAGUUGCAUCUUGUCGAGCGAGAGAUGCGGCAGCGAGACCCUCAUCUGUUGAAGCUCCACUUGUCGACUGUGAGGCAGAUCGUGACAGAGUUUGAUUACGAGCUGAGCGCAGCUGGCUCGAUUGGCCCCGUCGAUUUCGCCGGUAUCGCUGGAAGACUUGCUGGUGCAACAGGCGUGUGUUUGUCUCCAGAAGAUGUGCAACUUGUCGUAUCUGACUUCUCACCGCACCAUUAUCGUGCCUCGCUCGGACUGGUCGUGAUGGAAAGACCAACGCAAAGAAGGGGUCAGCAGUUGGGGUUCCAUGGCUCGGUUCUGAGUAAUAAUGGUCAUGUGAUUGCCUGUGCUCAAGCCGCUGGGUCGCGGCUGCGAGAAGUAUGGAAGCAGCAUCGACCUAUGGCGUCUACCUCGGCUCCUAUUCCCGCCCAUGAGGAACGGGCAGAUGUUCGUCGAAGGGUUCAAGAUGCUAUGAGACUACUCAAUCAAAAGAAUCCCAUCGCAGGGCCGUCCAUGAAGUCAGCAACACUGGAAGCGGUUGCCACUCCGGUGUCGAGUUUCUCAAGUCCCCAAGGGCCGAUCGCCUCCCCAACAAGUGAAUUGCCAUUCAAAUAUGCUGGCCACAUGCCCAUCCUCAAAUCGGCUACGUUGCGAGUUGUCCCCCCGAGACCUGAUUCUACGUUGGCUAGGAAACCAAGGGCGAAACCAAAGCCUAAGGCGAAGGCUCGACUGGCGUUUCCUAGUCCUAACCCUAGUCUGGUCGACAUCCAGAGAUAUCGUGCUCUGCAGUACUACCAGUCCGAAUGGCUCCGACUCGGGCAAAUGGCAGUAGCCAAUAGUAUGGCGGCCCGGUCAGCCGAGAUGGGUGCCACAGCGGAGACCUUUACUUUCGCCGCGAGGAGACUUUUGAACGCGGCUGAUGCUGACGAUACGGAUCUUAUAGAGGGCUUGAGGAAAGUUAAUGAGAAGAACUCACAGCGGGACUGCCCUUCAGAAGAGCUACCAUUCCUCGGAUUCGGAGCGCUAGAUAUGGUCGAUGAGUCCUGUACGUCUGCUGCGGGCGACCAAAGUAAUUGA
This is a messenger RNA of Perkinsus marinus ATCC 50983, 1233 nucleotides long. RefSeq lists its product as hypothetical. The transcript has a single exon. NCBI's taxonomy places the organism in Eukaryota, Perkinsozoa, Perkinsida, Perkinsidae. The coding region runs from base 1 to 1233 and encodes 410 amino acids. The record is from RefSeq and is a predicted model, not a curated record.